GUAUCUUGGGAAGCGGCAUUUUCAAGGAUUGUGGAACGGGAUCGCGCUGCUGCUCGCGAUCGCUGGUCUACGAUCCUAGAGCGCUCCCUUCCGGCCAGCGCUUUGAUUCCAGGUCGCUAGCGCUGCGCUCGCAGUGGAGCAAAUCAAGAUCAAGCUUGCGAGUUCUACCGAUGGACGAGACGAGAAAAACCAGUGACGCGACGCUGGAUGGAUUCGUGAGUCUAGCACACGAGCUCGCGGACGCUGCCGCCAAGAUCAGUCUCAAGUACUUCCGGACGCGCAUCGAGGUCAUUGAUAAGCUUGAUCUCAGUUGAGUAUAUGUGCUUCUUUUUAUCGCUCGAAGCUUCUCCUUUCUGGUGAAUGCAGGCCCUGUGACUAUAGCCGAUCAAGCUGCCGAGGAAGCCAUGCGAGCUUUAAUUCUCCAACGUUUUCCCUCUCACGCAGUCUUUGGAGAGGAAAGUGGCUUGACCAUGCCUGAUUCGAUUGCGGAGUAUGCCUGGGUCCUAGAUCCGAUCGAUGGAACCAAGAGCUUCAUCACUGGUUGGUAUUCUUCUCGAUGCUCUUCUAAUCACUUCCUCCAUGCGUUUGCAGGGAAGCCAGUUUUUGGAACACUGAUAUCGUUACUCCACGACGGUGUUCCAAUACUUGGGAUUAUAGAUCAACCGGUCUUGAAAGAGCGGUGGCUUGGCGUAGCAGGACAAGUCACCUUACUCAACAAUCGAGAAAUCAGCACUCGUUCGUGUCAUUCGCUCUCCAGUGCCUACUUGUAUCACGCUUGGUACACCACGAGCCCGCACUUGUUUGACAAGCUCUCGGAGCAGGCUUUUGCUCGCAUCCGAGAAGAGGUGAAAGUUCCUCUGUAUGGAUGCGAUUGCUAUGCCUAUGGUCUUCUCGCGGCUGGACAUGUCGAUCUCGUGGUUGAAUCCGGACUCAAGCCAUACGAUUAUUUAGCAUUGGUACCAGUUGUGGAAGGCGCUGGAGGAGUCAUAACCGAUUGGCAAGGCAACAAACUAACGUGGAAGCCGGACUUUCACGAAGAGCUAAUCAAAACGAACGUGAUCGCUGCUGGCGAUUCGAGAGUACACAGAGCUGCUUUGGGCCGGCUCGAUUGCCAAGCGAGCUAGAGAUCACGAACGUGUUAGAAGUCACGAGAAACGAAAUAAGUUCCACAUUUAUGGGAGCUAAAGUUA
Molecule: messenger RNA, 1190 nt
Organism: Selaginella moellendorffii
Lineage: Eukaryota; Viridiplantae; Streptophyta; Lycopodiopsida; Selaginellales; Selaginellaceae
Product: bifunctional phosphatase IMPL2, chloroplastic
Exons: 8
Coding region: 405-1124 (239 amino acids)
Biological process (GO): L-histidine biosynthetic process
Molecular function (GO): histidinol-phosphatase activity
Source: RefSeq, a predicted model, not a curated record